AUGGAUACAUCAGCAAAGAUUUCACAUGGUAUUGAGGCUCGAUUUCACAUGGUAUUGAGGCUCGUGAGAAUUACAAUAUAUGCCAGAAGUAGUGGUUUACUGGGAGGCUGUUCAUCAGGUGGCAGUGAAACUGGACUACUUUGCAGGAGCGGUCAUCGCGGCAGGGGCUGCUCCGUGGGCGAGGGUUCAGCGCGGCAGAGACUUCGCCGUGGUCGAGGGUUUAGCGCGGUAGGGACUACACUUUGCAGGAGCGGCAUAUCCUGUGCCGUGGACGAGGGUUCAGCGCGGCAUAUCCUGUGCCGUGGACGAGGGUUCAGCGCGGCAUAUCCUGUGCCGUGGACGGGGGUUCAGCGCGGCAUAUCCUGUGCCGUGGACGAGGGUUCAGCGCGGCAUAUCCUGUGCCGUGGACGAGGGUUCAGCGCGGCAUAUCCUGUGCCGUGGACGAGGGUUCAGCGCGGCAUAUCCUGUGCCGUGGACGAGGGUUCAGCGCGGCAUAUCCUGUGCCGUGUACGAAGGUUCAGCGCGGCAGAGGCUGUGCCGUGGACGAAGGUUCAGCGCGGCAUAUCCUGUGCCGUGUACGAAGGUUCAGCGCGGCAUAUCCUGUGCCGUGGACGAAGGUUCAGCGCGGCAUAUCCUGUGCCGUGGACGAAGGUUCAGCGCGGCAUAUCCUGUGCCGUGGACGAAGGUUCAGCGCGGCAUAUCCUGUGCCGUGGACGAGGGUUCAGCGCGGCAUAUCCUGUGCCGUGGACGAGGGUUCAGCGCGGCAUAUCCAGUGCCGCGGACGAGGGCUCAGCGCGGCAGAGGCUGUGCCGUGGACGUGGGUUCAGCGCGGCAGAGGCUGUGCCGUGGACGUGGGUUCAGCGCGGCAGAGGCUGUGCCGUGGACGUGGUUCAGCGCGGCAGAGGCUGUGCCGUGGACGAAGGUUCAGCGCGGCAUAUCCUGUGCCGUGGACGAGGGUUCAGCGCGGCAGAGGCUGUGCCGCGGACAAGGGCUCAGCGCGGCAUAUCCUGUGCCACGGACGAGGGUUCAGCGCGGCAUAUCCUGUGCCGCGGACGAGGGCUCAGCGCGGACGAAGGCUCAGCGCGGCAGAGGCUGUGCCGCGGACGAGGGCUCAGCGCGGCAGAGGCUGUGCCGCGGACGAGGGCUCAGCGCGGCAGAGGCUGUGCCGCGGACGAGGGCUCAGCGCGGCAGAGGCUGUGCCGCGGACGAGGGCUCAGCGCGGCAGAGGCUGUGCCGCGGACGAGGGCUCAGCGCGGCAGAGGCUGUGCCGCGGACGAGGGCUCAGCGCGGCAGAGGCUGUGCCGCGGACGAGGGCUCAGCGCGGCAGAGGCUGUGCCGCGGACGAGGUUUCAGCGCGGCAUAGGCCUGUGCCGUGAACGAGGUUUCAGCGCGGCAUAUCCUGUGCCGUGAACGAGGGUUCAGCGCGACGGAUAUCCUGUGCCGUGAACGAGGGUUCUGCGCAGCCUCUGGUUACCUUCCAGGAGGCUUCAGUGCGGCAGAAGCUGCGCAAUGAUCGACAAUAGUUUACGCAAAGUUGAAGGCAGCUCGCAGCCUUGUUGGGAAUAAUCAUAGACGUAGCACAGAAGGCAAAGGGAUUGUCUCCGCAC
Molecule: messenger RNA, 1607 nt
Organism: Penaeus chinensis
Lineage: Eukaryota; Metazoa; Arthropoda; Malacostraca; Decapoda; Penaeidae
Exons: 5
Coding region: 1-1410 (469 amino acids)
Source: RefSeq, a predicted model, not a curated record